CCUCCAGGGAUUCCUCCAGGGAUUCCUCCAGGGAUUCCUCCAGGGAUUCCUCCAGGGAUUCCUCCAGGGAUUCCUCCAGGGAUUCCACCAGGGAUUCCUCCAGGGAUUCCUCCGGGGAUUCCUCCAAGGAUUCCUCCAGGGAUUCCUCCAGGGAUUCCUCCAGGGAUUCCUCCAGGGAUUCCUCCAGGGAUUCCUCCAGGGAUUCCUCCAGGGAUUCCUCCAGGGAUUCCUCCAGGGAUUCCUCCAGGGAUUCCUCCAGGGAUUCCUCCAGGGAUUCCUCCAGGGAUUCCUCCAGGGAUUCCUCCAGGGAUUCCUCCAGGGAUUCCUCCAGGGAUUCCUCCAGGGAUUCCUCCAGGGAUUCCUCCGGGGAUUCCUCCAGGGAUUCCUCCAGGGAUUCCUCCAGGUAUUCCUUCAGGGAUUCCUCCAGGGAUUCCUCCAGGGAUUCCUCCAGGGAUUCCUCCAGGGAUUCCUCCAGGGAUUCCUCCAGGGAUUCCUCCAGGGAUUCCUCCAGGGAUUCCUCCAGGGAUUCCUCCAGGGAUUCCUCCAGGGAUUCCUCCAGGGAUUCCUCCAGGGAUUCCUCCAGGGAUUCCUCCAGGGAUUCCUCCAGGGAUUCCUCCAGGGAUUCCUCCAGGUAUUCCUUCAGGGAUUCUUCCAGGGGUUCCUCCAGGGAUUCCUCCAGGGAUUCCUCCAGGGAUUCCUCCAGGGAUUCCUCCAGGGAUUCCUCCAGGGAUUCCUCCAGGGAUUCCUCCAGGGAUUCCUCCAGGGAUUCCUCCAGGGAUUCCUCCAGGGAUUCCUCCAGGGAUUCCUCCAGGGAUUCCUCCAGGGAUUCCUCCAGGGAUUCCUCCAGGGAUUCCUCCAGGGAUUCCUCCAGGGAUUCCUCCAGGGAUUCCUCCAGGGAUUCCUCCAGGGAUUCCUCCAGGGAUUCCUCCAGGGAUUCCUCCGGGGAUUCCUCCAGGGAUUCCUCCAGGGAUUCCUCCAGGUAUUCCUUCAGGGAUUCCUCCAGGGAUUCCUCCAGGGAUUCCUCCAGGGAUUCCUCCAGGGAUUCCUCCAGGGAUUCCUCCAGGGAUUCCUCCAGGGAUUCCUCCAGGGAUUCCUCCAGGGAUUCCUCCAGGGAUUCCUCCAGGGAUUCCUCCAGGGAUUCCUCCAGGGAUUCCUCCAGGGAUUCCUCCAGGGAUUCCUCCAGGGAUUCCUCCAGGGAUUCCUCCAGGGAUUCCUCCAGGGAUUCCUCCAGGGAUUCCUCCAGGGAUUCCUCCAGGGAUUCCUCCAGGGAUUCCUCCAGGGAUUCCUCCAGGGAUUCCUCCAGGGAUUCCUCCAGGGAUUCCUCCAGGGAUUCCUCCAGGGAUUCCUCCAGGGAUUCCUCCAGGGAUUCCUCCAGGGAUUCCUCCAGGGAUUCCUCCAGGGAUUCCUCCAGGGAUUCCUCCAGGGAUUCCUCCAGGGAUUCCUCCAGGGAUUCCUCCAGGGAUUCCUCCAGGGAUUCCUCCAGGGAUUCCUCCAGGGAUUCCUCCAGGGAUUCCUCCAGGGAUUCCUCCAGGGAUUCCUCCAGGGAUUCCUCCAGGGAUUCCUCCAGGGAUUCCUCCAGGGAUUCCUCCAGGGAUUCCUCCAGGGAUUCCUCCAGGGAUUCCUCCAGGGAUUCCUCCAGGGAUUCCUCCAGGGAUUCCUCCAGGGAUUCCUCCAGGGAUUCCUCCAGGGAUUCCUCCAGGGAUUCCUCCAGGGAUUCCUCCAGGGAUU
Aedes albopictus (Asian tiger mosquito) is the source of this 1728-nucleotide messenger RNA. RefSeq names its product basic proline-rich protein-like. The record is from RefSeq and is a predicted model, not a curated record. The annotation marks the transcript as partial. Lineage: Eukaryota; Metazoa; Arthropoda; Insecta; Diptera; Culicidae. The transcript is spliced from 2 exons.